GAUAUACAGAUCCUACAAGUGGCCAUGACUUGCAUGGGUAUUAUGCUGGCGAUGAUGGAAGGGGAGUUCAUCGGGUCAUUCGAGAUACUGAUCCUUUGGGGGCAUCGUAUGACCGUUAUCUGCAAGGCGCGAUGUCCGCAUAUGGUGUGGGUGAACCUGCUAGAUCACUGGGUGGUGCAAUUGGUGGGCAUCCUGGUGAGGAUCCACGUGCCUUGGGGAUUGUAGGGCCAGACCCUAUGAGUGCAAAAGCCAGGGCAAUGGGAGUAGUAGGUGGAGUUGGCAGAACAGAAAUCCCUCUCCCUCCAGAUGCUUCCAGUACACUCUAUGUGGAGGGCUUACCCUCUAAUUGUACUCGACGUGAAGUGUCUCACAUAUUCCGUCCCUUUGUGGGUUAUAAAGAAGUACGACUUGUAACAAAGGACUCCAGACGUCCUGAUGGCGAACCAUUGGUUUUUUGCUUUGUUGACUUUGCAACUCCAGCCCAUGCUGCUACUGCUAAGGAAGCCCUUCAAGGUUAUUUGUUUGAUGAGCUCGAACGUGAUUCCGUUACCCUAAGGCUGCAGUUUUCCCGCCAUCCUGGUGCACGGCCAGGUGGUGGACCCCGUGGAAGACGUUGAAACCCUAAUCAUUUGUGCAGGACCCACUCGAAUUGCGAUAUAACAAUAGGGAAAGACGUUUUGCCAGCGUUGCAGGGUUUCUUUUGCGAUAUCUACGCUCAAUCCGACAUUCUGACGCUGCGGUUUCAUUAGGACAGACCAGUCAGUUCAGUGGGAAGUUUGUUAUUCGAAGAACUAGUAUGUGUUUUAAAAAAUUUGUGACCUCCUUUUGCAACGCUUGUUUCCUCUCUAUGAGGUGUAUUGGACAACGCUCUAUUUAUAAUUUAUUCCUAGAUGAACCUAGUAAGUUUGGUUGCGGUUGUAUUUGGGUGUGUUAUGCUUUUAAAAUUGAGUUGAAUCAAGUUAUAUGCUGUACUUUUUCCUAUGAUGCACUCGGGUUUUAAAAAUCAUUUGCUGGCCUCACUUAGGUUUAGUUGGAAACUGA
Messenger RNA from Cuscuta campestris, 1041 nucleotides. The record is from the annotation of a GenBank genome assembly. NCBI's taxonomy places the organism in Eukaryota, Viridiplantae, Streptophyta, Magnoliopsida, Solanales, Convolvulaceae.